GUUAAUCACAGGGAUCAGGCAUGCUGUGAGAGGUGGUUAUUAGCACAUUGAUGUUCUAUUGAGAAUUCCUGGCAUUGGGAAGAUUGAACAUGCAGGAACUUCCAGAAAAUUCAUCUGUCAUCUGAGACUCACCAUUUGAAAGAUGAGAUGGCUGCCAUUUCUGGCACAUACGAAAAGAAGGCGAUGCCUGCACCUCAGGAACAACUAGAAGUGAGCAGAUGUGGCAAGAUGAGAACUGAAAUCAGCGGACACAAGAAUGCUCAAAUGGAAACCAGAUCCCAAAGCAGACAGGAGGAGCUGGAUACUGUACUCCUGAAGAAAGACGAGGACUUAAAGAAUUUAAAACUUCUCGUGGCCCAGAAGGAAACAGAUUUGCAAGAGCUGAAAACCCAAAGGACGUUAUCCUCAAAGCAGCUGGAUCUAGCCAUGAAAGAGCUUGAGGAGCUAAAUAAAAACAUCCUGAUGUCUCAAAGAAAGUAUGAAGAGGAAUUUUCCCAGCGACUGAAAUUGCAGGACCAGGUACUGCAACUCAAACACCAGCUGGAGCAUCAAAAAGAAAACUCUUUACAGGGAUCCAAAGAGAUGAGACAGAGACUUGCAUGGUCAGAAGUCCUCAUACUCCAACCAGAAGGAAAACUCCAGGAACUGAGCAAUGGGGACUCAGAUUCAAUGGCAAAAGUUCAGAAGAUUCGAGAAACCAAUGAAGUGGAGGUGAAACAAAUCCAAGAGGAAACUGCAACAGCCUACCAUCAAAAUUUUCUGGAGUUACAAAUGAGGUUACACACUGAUCCAGUCAUGCUGGGGAAAAUGCAAGAGGAGAACCAGCGAGUUGAUAUGCUGACAGUUGAAGUUAUGGCAUUACAGAAGAAGCUCCUCUCUGAAGAGGCCAACAACAGUGCAUUCAUUGAAAAGCUGCAGUCGGAACACAGGGGGAGACAACAGCACAUUGGAGCCCUGGAGGCCAGGCUAGAGGAAUUACAAGAUCUUUUUCUAGCCAAGAUGAAAGCCCUGGAGGCUGUUGAGGAGAAAAAUAUUUCCCUGCAAAAUGAGAUCAGUUUACUUAAAAGCACGUUUGGAGGAGAAAAAGGAACGGAGGCAACCCAUUUCAAUUUGGCACCUAACCUGUCAUACUCUGGUCACUCCCCUGUUACCUCAACUCCCAUCAUAGAUGCAUCACCCCAGCCUUCAGAGAACGUGCUCUCACCACAAUCACUUCAGCCUGCUUCUGCAGCUACUAUGAUAAAUGGAAUCACAGCAGCACCCAAACUGGCCAAAUCUGCCAGAGCAGAUCCGACUACACAAAAGAGAGUUUUAGCUCAGGGCAGCACUAAUACUGAGUCACCAAAGUGGUCCUGUUCUAGGUCUAGCUCCCUCAGCCUUGACACAAAUACAUUAGGACAAGGUCAGGACUAUUUCAGCUCUUUGUUUGUUGACUCGAAGAAGAAUGCCCAACAUCCCAGACCCUUGGAGAGACAGGGAAGGACACUGUCAGCAGCUGAAGACUACAUCUCUUCUGCAGCCAGGCACAGUGCUAUUGGCAACUUAAAAAUUGCAGAAGUUCAUUCAGGUGGUCAUUUUGUGAAGAUCCUUAACUGUUCCCCUGAUAAAGAGGAGGGCAUUGGGGAGUAUACACUCCAGCAAAAUGUCAACGGCCAUCCAGUAACAGUAUUCAAAUUCCCACCGAGGAUCAGAAUGAAGGCCAAUUCUACUGUAACCGUAUGGACAGCAGAUGCUAAAGUGCCUCAUAAACCUCCAUCAGAUUUCCUUUGGAAGGAGCAAGUUAGGUUUCAAACAGGCCCAGAGUGCACUACCAUUCUUUGUGAACCUAAUGGUCAGGCUGUUGUUUGGUACACACCUAUUCACUGUAACAGAAAGCAAGGAUGGAAAGAGCAAGAAGAUGAUGAAUACCUUAAGAGCAGCAAAAAGUCAAUUAUACCAUCAAAAAUGCAAAGAGAGGAAUGGAAAAAGGAACCAGAGUCUGUGAUAAUUGAUACAGAACAGGAAGGGGGUGUCCAAGGUCGAACAGAGGAAAGAGGACCGGUUUUCAUUAAAAGAGAAAAAAAGAUCCCAGCAACCCUGUUCCCUACUCAGAAUUCUUGGUGCCGAAGCCCAGCAUCUCCCACGCACCCUCACUUUUCUCUGCUCAGACCAUUAACAAUGGGCAAUGAUGGCAGCAGUCUGUGCAGGCAGUCCAGGUGUCAGUCAGCAAUACCUGACCCAGCACCAGGCACUCUGUAUGCAGGAACCAGCCGGGGCAGAAACACAGCUACAAGAAGUUUUAAUGGAAAAAGUAGAAGGCUGACCCGGUCAGCAGGGCCUAAUUUAGGUGGAGUGAUGUACAUCGGUUCUUCUGCACCCACUGGCUCUGCUCUACAGAAGUACUUUCUCAAUUCACCUUAUAUCUUCAGUCUGCCAACCCCGACUUCUUUUACACCCACCACUUUCUCUAACUUCUAACACAGGAUCUAUGAAUAGGAGUAUGCGUAGGGGGAUGGGGGAGCUCCUUAAUGCUCUGCAGCAAAGAUAGUAAUAUGUGGGUCAUUGCUUCAGGGAAUGAGGAGACUAGGUUGUUGAGUGACACUAUAGAAUUUAAAUGUUGUUUCUGUGUAGACUGAUAUGUACUAGAAAGUUUGUUUCACUGACUAUUAUCAUUACAUUUUGAUUGAUUAUAUAUUUGGAAUGACUGAUAAUAGGGUGUAUAUAAUAUGUAAAACAUUAUAUAUAGAUUGUAUAUUAUAUAUAAUAUUUUACAUAUUAUUUAUAUAAUUAUUCUGUGUUUUAAGAGGGUAGGGGGGAAGCAUUUAUCUACCAAAGCAAAAAUCUUUAAAAAAUAACCAUCUAUUUUGGUUGUACAGUGGGGAAAGAUGUUUAAAAGUAUCUACAAUGUAAUAAUUCUUAUACUGUGAUGAUUUAUUUUCUCUCUUUUACACAACUGUCAAAUCCAGUGGAGGCAGCCAACAUAUGAAAAUGAGUAGGCAAAGUUGGCCCACAAAGGUGUCCUCAAGGCCAGCAGUGGGUAAUGAUCAUACUAUAAUGGAAUCAAAAUAGGGUAGGCAAAACAGGAUAGACUGUGACUGUCCUGGUAAGAAGAUUCCAUUGGUCAAAUCUAUCCCCGGGGCAGUGUUCAUUGUUAACUAAAGAUGAGUUUUGGAUGCAAAAGGCAGAUCCUAACUUGCUUCAGAUUUGGGAAUGUUGACAUGCUGGCUUUUGAUUCAGCCAGUUACAAGGAAAGGAGUCUGCUUUAAAAUUUUGGAUCCAUAUAUAGAUGCAAAUGUCCUCAAAAUUUGGCAUGUUUGGAGUCAAGUUUAAUUUCAUUUCCAUCUCCAAUGAAAACAGGGAGAAACUUCUUCCACAGACAUCCAUCUGUUUUAUACUGUUAUAAAAUCUAACCUAAGUUUCAGGAUAUUUUCUCACUGCCUGGAUUAUAAAAUCACGAAUUCUGAAUACCAUGAAUAACUCCCACCAAAAACAGCCUUCCAGAGCCUUUCUCAGUAGCUUGGUGGUGAGAUAUUGCCUGACAUCGAGGAGCAGUGUCUGGUUUCCUGUUUACUAGAUGGUAGAAAAUGAAGGAAGAGUUCGUGAAGUUGGAGGCUGCAUCCCCAGGGGAGUAAUGCUGACCUAUUGGCUCUUUAAAUUAUAAUGGUCAAUCUGUGUAGCUACCAGGGCUGGCUCCAGGCACCAGGGCAGCAAGCAGGUGCUUGGGGCGGCCAACAGAGAGGGGCGGCACAUC
This is a messenger RNA of Chelonoidis abingdonii (Abingdon island giant tortoise), 3730 nucleotides long. RefSeq names its product lamin tail domain containing 1 (gene LMNTD1). The record is from RefSeq and is a predicted model, not a curated record. NCBI's taxonomy places the organism in Eukaryota, Metazoa, Chordata, Testudines, Testudinidae. Gene Ontology annotation, cellular component: nuclear envelope; cytoplasm.